Molecule: messenger RNA, 2706 nt
Organism: Manduca sexta (tobacco hornworm)
Lineage: Eukaryota; Metazoa; Arthropoda; Insecta; Lepidoptera; Sphingidae
Product: alanine--glyoxylate aminotransferase 2, mitochondrial
Exons: 17
Coding region: 65-2647 (860 amino acids)
Biological process (GO): glyoxylate catabolic process; tRNA aminoacylation
Cellular component (GO): mitochondrion
Molecular function (GO): L-alanine:glyoxylate transaminase activity; pyridoxal phosphate binding; aminoacyl-tRNA ligase activity
Source: RefSeq, a predicted model, not a curated record
CAAAUUGUAAUGAACAUAAUAUAUAGGUCUGCACCAUUCGAAGUAGCUCAUUGGAACAACAAUCAUGGCGAGCAGAGGAUCAAAACUGUGCUACAAUGCUAUCCGCGGCUACAGCAGCGGGGCUAAAAUGCCAGCAACGGAUUUUGUGCCUAAAAAAUAUGUUGGUCCGUCAUACGAGAAAAUCGAGAAGUUAAAGGCGGAGCACAUGCCUCCAGCCAUCACCAACGUGUACAAGAGGCCCGUACUCCUGCACCAGGGACACAUGCAGUGGCUCUUCGAUAAUGAAGGCAAGAGGUACCUCGACCUCUUCGGCGGCAUCGUCACCGUCUCCGUUGGACAUUGCCACCCGAAAGUGAACGCCGCUCUAAAAGAGCAGGUGGAUACCAUGUGGCACACCACCAACCUGUACCGUCACCCCAAACUGUACGAGUACAUUGAGCUGCUCGCCUCCAAGUUCCCCGGGGACUUGAACGUGGUGUACUUGACCAACAGCGGUUCUGAAGCGAACGAGCUUGCGGUGUUGCUCGCCAAGGCCUACACCGGCAAUCUGGACAUGAUCUCGCUGCAGACCAGCUACCACGGCUACACCAGCUCCCUGAUGGGUCUGACCGCCACCCAGUCUUACAGGAUGGCCAUCCCUGUACCCACUGGUUACCACCACGCCGUGCACCCCGACCCGUUCCGCGGCAUCUUCGGCGGCUGCAGAGACUCUCUGUCGCAGGUGCCCGGAGAGAACGUCGUCUCGGGAGACUGCCCCAGUGCUGAGAAAUACGUUCACCAACUGAACGAGCUCUUAGGAAACUCAGUGCCCGCUGGCCGUGUUGGUGCCUUCUUCGCGGAGUCCAUCCAGGGUGCUGGUGGUGUCAUCCAGUUCCCCAAGGGUUACCUUAGACAAGCCCAGGAAGCCAUCAAGAAGUGCGGUGGUCUUUACGUAGCUGAUGAGGUCCAAACAGGUUUCGGCCGCACAGGCGACCAUUACUGGGGCUUCCAGACCCACGGCGUCAAGCCCGACAUCGUCACCAUGGCCAAGGGUAUCGGCAACGGAUUCCCGCUCGCCGCCGUCGUCACCACAAAGGAGAUCGCGGCCGCGCACUCCAAGGCUGCCUACUUCAACACCUUCGGAGGCAACCCCAUGGCUUCUGUCGUCGGCAAGGCUGUCCUCGAGGUCAUCGAGGAGGAAGGUCUGCAGCAAAACAGCAAGGUCGUUGGCGAUUACUUCAUCCAGCAGCUGAUGCAGCUGCAGAAACAGCACCCUGUCAUCGGUGACGUCAGAGGCCAGGGUCUCAUGUUGGGUGUUGAACUGGUCGAGCCUGGCACCAAAAAGCCACUGAACCUACCCCAGGUUGUGGACAUCCACGAGAACAUCAAGGACCAGGGAGUACUCAUCGCGCGUGGUGGCAGAUGGAAUAACGUGUUCAGGAUAAAGCCCCCGAUGUGCAUCAACAAGCAGGAUUUUUCAUCAAAAGUGGUUAAAUGCGAACCAACAAAAGAGCCUAUAAUAGAAUAUGGGAAGACAUCUAAGUUUGAAGGAUACCAGGUCACUAUGGAGAACACCAUCCUAUUCCCUGCAGGAGGUGGACAGCCCCAUGACCUUGGCUGGAUAAAUGACAAAGAAGUAUUACAAGUACUUCGUAAAGGAGACCAGGCUCUGCAUUUUACUAGAGAACCUUUAGAAGUUGGUGCUGUUGUGUCGCAGAAGAUUGUUUGGGAGAGGCGGUUCGAUCAUAUGCAGCAGCAUUCAGGUCAGCAUCUCCUAUCGGCUAUCUUGGAGCAACAUUUCAACCUGCCCACAACAAGUUGGUGGCUCGGGGCUGAUGAGUCAUAUGUAGAGUUGGACUCUACUACUGUCAAAGAGGAUGACAUUAAGAAAGCAGAGGAGAUGUGCAAUGAGCUGAUUAGAAAGGCUGUGCCGGUCAAUGUAAAAUUUUGUAAAAUUGAUGAUCCAGAUUUGGGAGAGGCACACACCAGGGGAUUACCGAAGGACUGUAUGGAAACUAUAAGAAUAAUAUGUAUAGGGGAUAUCGAUAAGAACGUUUGUUGCGGCACUCAUGUUUCCAACCUUAGUCAACUACAAAUGAUAAAGUUACUAGGAGCAGAACCUGGUAAAAAGGGAAAGACUAAUCUCAGGUUCCUAGUGGGCAACAGAGUCACCAAGACCUUCCAACUGAUGCUCGACAGGGAGAAAGCUGUCACUGCACUGUUAAAAAACGAACCGGCCAAACACGAAGAACUCAUCCAGAAGUUACAGAAAAACUUAAAGGUUUCCAACAAGAACUUACAGAAUGUGCUAUCUGAGUUGGCGCAGUAUGAAGCGGAUAAAAUAAAGAGGACAGAACCGAAGCCAAAAUACAUAUUCCUGUUUAAGAAGGAAGCAACUCCUGAGUUUAACCGAGCUGUAAUCAAGGGUUUAGAGGGAGAAGGACUUUUCAUGUUCCUGGCUUCAGAAGAUCCUGACAAGCCUAAAGAGGGACAGAUUAUAAUCCAAGGGCCUGAGGAGCACUGUAAUGCUUUGGGACAACAGAUAACUGAUCUACUAAAGGGUAAAGGUGCGUUCAAAAACGGCAAGUUCCAAGGCAAGGCGGGCGACUUGGGCGGCAUAAACAAAUGCAAGAAAUUGGUUGAAGAGUACUUUAAUAACAUAAUAUAACGUAACAUUGUUAUAAAUGCGAGUGCUAUGUAACAAUAAAUAUUUUUAUAUAAACAAAA